AUGAGCUUUCAGCAUUUUCGCCUGGGAGAGCUCGCCAUCCAUCAGCCUUUGCAGCAGCAGCCUGUUGUCCAGCCGCAAGUCGGCACCUCCAUCUCUAGCACGAAAGCGCCCUAUGGAUCAGGAGAUAGCGACGAUGGGUACACACUAGUCUUCGCCAACUUGGACGAGUUUCAGGCAUGGCGCAACACAGAGGAGGAGCGCAACUGCGUUGAGUUUGUCAAGGGCGACACCCAUGGCAGCAAGGCAGACCCGCCUCGCUUCAAGGAUCAUACGAAACUCGUUUGUGCCAGGCAUUCUCGCAGUGGCAGGAAAAAGUACGUGAAGAAGCACCCAGAACGUGUUCGCAAGGUCCCCAGUCGCAAGCUUGAAGGAACGGGAUGCUCGGCAUCUAUCAGCUACAAAACCUACUUCGACAGCGAGCAAGUGCGCGCCUGCUAUAUUUCACAACACUCGCAUGAAAUCGGUCCGGCUAACCUUCCUUUCACGCGUCGUGGUCGAAAGGCUGCCCUGCAACAUGAGAAGGAACGUGGUCGCAACAAAACUGCUCCCCCUGAACAACCCGCUGCAGGUCCCAGCACCCAGGCCGCGGCGCAUGCGCCUCCCGUGGCCAGCUCUUCCUUCUCGUCGGCCGUGUCAAUGCUAGCGCCGCUUCCCGGCCAAACGUUCACCCCUGCAGCACCAGUUCAGCCUUACACUGGAUUUCCUGCGGGUAUCAACUACCAGCCGCAGCAAACCCACCCUCAAGAGCGCUGGGACAAUAUGGUCACACUCUUCCAAACAGUGCGCGAUCAUGCCCGAGCAUUCGAGUAUCCUCCCGCGAGUGUCGCUGCUCUCGAGACCGUUUUGAUCCGCCUCUACUUGGAAAGCCCGAUGGGAUUGACGCCUCAGCAAAAUAUGGGAGCAAUCGUCCAAGGUACUUUGGCGCUGGCGGCUCGAAAUCAAGCCCAGGCGAAUGCAAGUCAACCGAACAUGAAUGGGAACGACGCUGCAAGCAGCUCAAACGCCGAAGACACUUCAUAG
Cyclocybe aegerita is the source of this 1020-nucleotide messenger RNA. The record is from the annotation of a GenBank genome assembly. NCBI's taxonomy places the organism in Eukaryota, Fungi, Basidiomycota, Agaricomycetes, Agaricales, Hemipholiotaceae.